UUAAGCUUAAGAUUUUGUGGCGGUAAUGUGAAAAAAUAAAUUGUUUUACAAGUGGACGCUCUGCAUCAAAUAAUUGUGCUGAAUAUUUUUGCUUGCAUUACAGUUUUAUUAUCAUCGAUCUCAAAUUGAGUACAUUCUCUAUACACCAUCAACAAUCACAUCGUAGUACUGAAAUUCACUUUAAUCUUUUGGAAUUUCCACGAUUUUUUUUUUAAUAAAAUCAUACUUCAUCCAAAUUCGAAGUGGAGCAGAAUGAGCUGAAUAAUAAGUGUAAAUUAAAAAAAAAAAUUAAUAGCAUUCGCAUUUUUUAAUUAUUGGAGUGCAUCUUCAUUGUUAUCCAAAAUUAUAAUUAUUAACUACGUGCUGAAGAAAAGGUCGAUUUUCAAUCGAAAAUGCAUGAUUCAUUGUUUUGCCUAAUACUUCCAUUGAUUGUGGUCGUACAAUGUGAGACGAUUCAUUUUACAAAUUCACCAUCGCAUUUGGUGGGCUCAAAAAAUAUCACCUCUUAUAAAUUAUUAGUGAAAAAUUCGGAUCCAAUAACGAUUAUCGAAGCAAACAAAGAAAUAAAACAACGACCAUACAACCGAUAUCCUGAAAAUUAUUAUCCAAACGAUCGUGUCGAUGUGAAUGUUGACGACAGUGUUGCCGAUUCACCAAUACGUGAUUAUCAUGUGAAAUUGAUGGCCAAUAUGGGUGGAUCGCAUCAAUUAGAACAUACAAAUACACAAAAUGUUCAUGGUUCUGUUGGAUUCACAAUAACUGGUGGCCCUUCAGGUCCAUCAGGUGGCAUGUCAACAUUCAAUUCAAAUGAGUUCAAAAAAAGCGAUCAAGACCAUGACGGUGAAUCGAGCAAUAUAAGCGCGAAAAAGGUGGUUUAUUCGCCAAUUUUAUUGAAAAAAUUCAUGAAAGAAUAUGCGGACAAAUUGAAAAAUGCCGAUGUUUCAACGAAAAAUGAAAUUCAAAAAAUUCACGAAAAAAUCCACGAACAACUGUCGAAUCAUGGAAAUAAAAAUACAAAUGAAAAUGAAAAUUCCGAGCCACCGUUGGUGUUUGACAAAUCAAUUGAAGAAAUGGAACAAAAGUAUAAUUUGAAUAGUUAUCAUGAUAGUUACGAUGAUGAACGAAACAAUCGUUAUAAAGACCGUGAUGGUUGGGUAACUUUAGAAGCUGUGCCGUGGAGCAGCAGUACUGUUUCAAAGUGGCGUCCACAUUCACAUGGCAUGAUUGAAGACACUCGUAGAAGACCAUCGGCAAAUACGGCACGUCCAUAUAACAAUAAACCCGAUAAAUUUCCAUACCAUGAUGAUUUCGAUGAUGAUUAUUACAAUCGACCGAAACCAGGAUAUGUUGAUCGAGAUCGACCCGGUGUAUAUUCAGCAUGGACAAAACCAAAUUCGAUGAAUGAUAAUGGACGACCACGACCGCAACCAUAUCGAUUUGGUGAAUCGAGUUCGUUUGGUUCGCAAAAUAAAUACAACGAUAGAGAUCAUCAUUCGGCCAGACCGUGGAAUAAUGUUGGAGGUGAUUUAAUAACAGACAAUCGUCCAUCAGAUUUUCCACCUGAAUCGCAUUAUAAUAAUCAUCAUCAUCAGGAUGACGAUCAUUUUAAUACGGCAACAAGUAAUUUCCAUGCAUCAUAUGAGGAUCGACCGAGCGAAAGUAAUGGUGAGUGGGUGUUGAUUUCAAAAACAAAAGGCUAUCAAAUGACUGGUGGCAAUCGUCGCCAACAUGGUAAACGUGCACUAUCCACAUCCAAUACACAAUCAAGCGUCAUAGUCAAUGUACCACAAUCUAUGCGUGUACAUAAAGCAAUCAAAUUAACAGUUUUACCGGCAUCAGAUCCCGCUAAAAAUAGUACAUUUUCAACAGAUCCAAAACGUAAACCAACCACAAUUAUUCAUGGCGGAAUGCUUGAAAUUGACGCAACACAUCAAAGCAUUGAAGACGAUGUUCGAGCCACAAUGCAAGCUCAGAAGACACAUUCAAAUGGUAAUAAUCCAGUGAAACAAUCGUCAUCAUCGCCGGCAUCCAGUGAAAAUAAAAAUAAAACCCGAAAAUUACUGAAAGUGAUCGCGACAAAAGACGGACCAUACAAAUCAGCAGAAAUACUUGCCGCAGUGGGCGCUGGAUUGCUGCCAGCUACUAUGGCUAUCAUUGCUCCAAUAGUAUUUGGACGAAAACGUAGAAGUGUCGACAAUUCAACCGAAUUCCCAUACCGGGAGUAUACUCCAUUGUACUUAGAGUACAAUCCAAUAUCUCAACCAAUCUUCAUGUAGCGAACGCUACCAAAAUCAUCUCUCAAUCAACAUUCUAAGCUAGAUGUUAAUUUAUUACAACGCUAUCAUGUUACAUAUCUAUUUCUAAUUUAUUUAUUUAUUGGAAGAUUUUUUUUCGUAGUAAAUAUGUUUUAUUGAUCUAAAAAUCAUUUUUUUAUAUUUACUUACCAAG
Molecule: messenger RNA, 2448 nt
Organism: Contarinia nasturtii (swede midge)
Lineage: Eukaryota; Metazoa; Arthropoda; Insecta; Diptera; Cecidomyiidae
Exons: 2
Coding region: 393-2276 (627 amino acids)
Source: RefSeq, a predicted model, not a curated record